This is a messenger RNA of Scheffersomyces amazonensis, 663 nucleotides long. RefSeq lists its product as uncharacterized. The record is from RefSeq and is a predicted model, not a curated record. NCBI's taxonomy places the organism in Eukaryota, Fungi, Ascomycota, Pichiomycetes, Serinales, Debaryomycetaceae. The transcript has a single exon. The coding region runs from base 1 to 663 and encodes 220 amino acids.
AUGAAGUUAACUCAAUUCAUAGUAGCAGGUUUAUGCUCAUUAGUAAUGAUUCGAGCUGAUGAGUCUGUUACAGAUAAUUCUGUUCAUUCCAUUAAAGUAUUUGUAAAAUCACUACAAGAUAAUACAAUUGAAACGGUAGGAUCAAUUCAAUAUAACACCAAUAAAAAGAGAGCAGAAUUCGUAUACAAUGACGAUAAAGAAAUUCAAUUAAAUAAAGGUUCUGGUUACUGUUUUGGAACUGAGGAUAUACCCAAUCAUGAAUGUUUUGCCUAUGUGGAAGGAAAUAAUAAAUCUAUAAAGAGUAAGAACUUUCAUUUAUUUACUAAUGAACAAGAUGAAAUUUCUCAAUUAUCGAUCAGUAACGAGGAUGGCGACAAGCCAAAAGUUAUAAUUCAUAAUGUAGUCAAAUCACCUGUACCAAACUUAAAUGCUGAAUCAAUUAAGGGUCAAAAGCAAAAUCAAAAGGCAGGACCAAAGAUUGAAAAAGUAGUACAGAAGAAAGUUGUCAAAUAUAUUAAUGAUGAAGGUAUAGAAUCAGAAAAGGAAAUAGAAGAAGAAGUUGAAGUAGAGGUUGAUGACAGAUCCUGGAUCCAAAAGAAUUGGAUGUAUAUUGUGCCAACAUUGAUCCUUUUCUUAUUGAUGGGUGAUGAAAAGAAGGAAUAA